Molecule: messenger RNA, 1158 nt
Organism: Drosophila navojoa
Lineage: Eukaryota; Metazoa; Arthropoda; Insecta; Diptera; Drosophilidae
Product: integrator complex subunit 15
Source: RefSeq, a predicted model, not a curated record
UAGAGCGAAAACAAAAUUUGUAGAAAACUCAUUUAAUAAUUUUACAGAAAUGGCAUCUGUAGGCGAUGGGAAAGUGAGUUUACGGAAAUUUGAGUACCCAAUGUGUGCAGUUGAGGCACUUACUCGAUUAGAAACUCUCAUUGCAAGCCGUAAUAAACAGAACCUGGCAAUGCAAAUUAUUUCGGAAUUUAUUUUUCUGGAACGUGCCAAAGAUGGAGAUGUGCGCAAAAUGCAAACAGUGGGGGGCAUCAGCCAAAUGAAUAUCUAUCAGGAAUUUCAAUUGAUUCUCGCCCUCAUUGACUAUUUUUCAAGGCCUGGCCGGGAUGACACUCGCAAUGCGAUAUUUCUCUCUCUGUUUGGUAGUCACUUGACCCCACAGCGUUCUAGGCUGCUAUCCAGAUUAAUUAGCACUGCGGUAUCGGGUUCGGUAGCCCCACUGCUUUCCUCGGCUGGCACAUGGAUGCAACAAGUUGGCUGCAAAACGCAGCCGAGCUUGGAGGUUGCUCAGAAUAUAGUGAGUGACUUCAUUUCGUUCUCGCGCAAAACUCCUGAGCAAUUGCGACAUCUUCCCUUGGUUGGUCCACACUUUGCAGCCAAUUUUAUGGUAGCCGUGGCCGAUCUAUACCUAAAUGAGAAGCGUGGCGGUGUUCUGACACCGCCACCAGAUGCGCUUCUGGAUGUCAUUACAGAGUGGACAACAGAGAAUCCGCAGCUCUGUCAGGCACCACAGCAGCCUCUUGUUCUACCUGCCGGCGCCAUUGCCAUGCCGUUUGCCACCCCGCUCGCCGGUUUGUUGCGCUGGGUCGUAUUGGCCCCAUUGGUCUCGAAUCGACAGGCUUAUAGCAAUCUGCAUUUAUCGUUGCUACACACACUACUGAAGACAGUUAACAACGGCGAGUCAACGCCUUUGCAUGCUCAGGAUCUAAUGCAGAUUGUCACAUCUUUACAAAAGUACUGCGCUCAUCUCGCUGAGACCAAAGUGGCGCCUGAAGAGGAUGCUGCCUACCUCAAGUGCAUGGAGCGCUUUGCUCAAGCCGUGCAAAUAGCGCUGUCCUCCAACUACAUUACGAAUCAUAUUCAACUGCUAUGCGUUCUGGAGACUCUGCCGCACCACGCACUAAUGAAAAUUGUGCUAGCUGCUCAUAAAAAACUAUAAUA